AUGAAUGCCACCAAUUUGGUUCCGGCUCCAAUGAUUUAUUUAACACUGGGUAUAUCAAUUAUUGGAUUAAUUGGCAAUUUAACAAUUGUUUUUGUGACUGUUUGGAAUAAACGUCUUCAAUCGAGAUGCAAUGUUUUGAUUGGUUUAUUAGCUCUUUUUGAUGCAAUUGUUUGUAUUUAUCUGAUUCACUUGAGAGUUCUUAUGAUAUUAGACAUGUAUAUGAUUACUUCUACAAAAUGUUUUCUUUUCUCAAGUUACGGUCUUUUUGCUCUGAAUAUGCAAAGCUCAUUAGGUCUUGUUAUCGGAUUAGAUCGACUUUACAAUGUGACUUUCCCAACUCGAUAUUCUCAACUGUCUAAUUCCGUUUACACAUCGUUUAUUCUGAUGUGUGUAAUAUUCUCAUUUGUCAUCACUUUCUCUGGAUAUUCCUAUUCAUCAGAUACGGAAAUUGUUUCCGUCUGUCUACCACCAACUGCCUACACUGAUAAGUCAAGAGUUAUAUGGAUUGGAUCGAACUUUAUAAUUUCAAUUUUAGUAAUUUUGGUUUAUGGAGGAGCACACAUUCGCUGCCGAAUACUCAAAGCGAAUCAUGUACACGAACAAACAGUGGAAACGGUGAAUCGACUGCUGAAAUCUUUGACCGUAGUCAUUGCUAUAUAUGUCUGCACGUGGUUUCUCACGAUAAGUUCACUCGUUGUGUCUCAGGUAAUUACAUUUUCGCCAUUGGUAACAGCGGAAAUCAAUAGACAGCUGGGUUGGCUAGUCAUUAUCAAUGCUUCACUCAACUUUUUCGUAUAUUUUUGGAGAGCAUCUGAAUACAGAAAAGCCUUUCUUCGACUCUAUGGGUUAUCACGCUUGUUUAGAACUGAAAGUACUUCGAUGGAAGCAGCUAGCCGAGUGUUGAAAUCGUCACAUGUUCGGAUUUGA
Messenger RNA from Caenorhabditis remanei, 927 nucleotides. RefSeq lists its product as uncharacterized. The coding region runs from base 1 to 927 and encodes 308 amino acids. NCBI's taxonomy places the organism in Eukaryota, Metazoa, Nematoda, Chromadorea, Rhabditida, Rhabditidae. Gene Ontology annotation, biological process: G protein-coupled receptor signaling pathway. Gene Ontology annotation, cellular component: membrane. The record is from RefSeq and is a predicted model, not a curated record. The transcript has 7 exons. Gene Ontology annotation, molecular function: G protein-coupled receptor activity.